Zootoca vivipara (common lizard) is the source of this 1387-nucleotide messenger RNA. RefSeq lists its product as uncharacterized. NCBI's taxonomy places the organism in Eukaryota, Metazoa, Chordata, Lepidosauria, Squamata, Lacertidae. The record is from RefSeq and is a predicted model, not a curated record.
AUGAACCCUUACAGGAGCUAUGAGGACUUCUCCCGCAUUCCCUCGGCCUCCCGGCGGCGGCGUUCCCUGCGGCACUGUAGCUCCCAGCCCUGCUUCGUCUCCUGCACCUUCUACACGCCCAUCUGCUUGCCCUUUCCGCAAGAUGAAAUGAAAUUCAGCCUCAAGAAUAUGGAGAGGAGGUCAAAACUAGAGGUGGACCAUCUGAGCAAAGAACACGAGAGCUUUAGUGAGAGUGAAAAGAGCUCAGAGAGGGUGAGGGCGAUGAAAAUGGAAAGCAUGCUGAAGAAGGUGCUAGCUGAAAACCAGCAGUUGAAAAGUGCUGUUCACUUCUUGAAGCAGCAGAACAAAGAAAAAGAUAGCGAACCAGAAGACUGCAAGAGGGCUAAAGAAAAACUUAUGACGGAAAUUGGGUCUCUCUUGACCGAAAUUGCCUUCCUGAAGGAAGUUCGGGAGCAGCUGAGAUCCAAGGACCCCGAGUCCAGGAAGGAGACGACAAAAGCCCUCACCGAGACCAUCCAGGCCAAGCUGGAGGUGGCUCACGCGAAGAUCGAGGCGGCCGAGGCCAAGAAGGAGACCCUGGAGGCCAAGCGGAAGGCGGAAGAGGCGGCGGAGGUGGCGGAAGCAGCCCAGGCGAGGGAGGACAACCUCCUCUCCUACGUCUCCAAGAUUGCCACCCUGGCGUACCAACAGGCUGCCGAGGCGGAGUAUGACUGCACCCAGGCCCGCAAAGCCAUGGCGGUGGCAGAGGCCAUUCAGGUUGCCACCCUGGCCGACGGCAAAGGCCGACGGAGCCACAAGCACCACCACCACCACCACGGCAAGCACCACCGGAGCCACCACGACCACAGGGGCCACCACAGCCACCACAGCCACCACAGCCACCAAGAGACCCAGAGCGACCUGCCCCACUCGGAUCCCGAGACCCUGAGCAGCACCCGAUGAGGAGGAGGACGGGAGGAAGGAAGGAAGCAAACGAAGGCAGGAGCGUGGCUGGGCGGGAGGAGAGAGAGAGGGGAUUGGCGCCAUAGAGCGCCAAUAGCAGGAGCCCUGGGCAGAAUUAAAAUUUAUGUUUGAGCUGCUGACUCCUUACUCGUUUCAUAGAAUUGUGGCGUCGUAGAGUUGGAAGGGACCCACCGGGCUAUCUGUUCCUUUCACAUUGUUGCUAUUUCUAGGGUUGCCAGAUUUCAAGAAGGGAAAAUCCGGACACAAAAGUCGGCAAAGUUGUUGAGCUUUGGCGCAGUAAGCUAGGGGUAAAGCUUUUAGCUUCUUUGGAGGAAAUCCGCCAAAUAAUGGACACUUCCGACAGGGCUGCCAUAUGCCCGAGUUUCCCCACAUGUUUUAACUGAUUUUUAAAAUUUUCCGCUGGGACGCCCUUUUCAACGGGCAA